Messenger RNA from Brassica rapa (field mustard), 595 nucleotides. Its product is annotated as protein RADIALIS-like 2. Gene Ontology annotation, molecular function: DNA-binding transcription factor activity. NCBI's taxonomy places the organism in Eukaryota, Viridiplantae, Streptophyta, Magnoliopsida, Brassicales, Brassicaceae. The record is from RefSeq and is a predicted model, not a curated record.
UAUCAUUUCUUCAUACAAGUCAUUAAUACAGAUAAACAAAAAAAACAAAAACCUUUUUUCACAAUGGCAUCAAACUCAAUGUCUGCUUAUGGAUCUGGCUCAUGGACUGUUAAGCAGAACAAAGCCUUUGAGCGUGCUCUAGCAACCUAUGACGAAGACACUCCUGACCGUUGGUACAAUGUUGCUAGAGCGGUUGGUGGGACAACACCAGAUGAAGCUAAGAGACAAUAUGACAUUCUCGUGCGUGACAUCGAAAGCAUUGAGAAUGGGCACGUCCCAUUCCCUAACUACAAGACUACUGGAGGCAGCACCAAAGGCAGGCUGCGUGAUGAGGAAAAAAGGAUGAGAAACAUGAAGCUACAGUGAAGGAAGAAGCAGCAGAACCUAACUAUCGUAUGAUCGAUGGUCAAACAAAUAAAAAGAGAAUCACAAAUAUCAUUGUGUUUCAUUUGUAUUUUUAAAUUGUAUUUGCUAUUUUCCCCAUGCUUAGAAUCUAGUAAUCUACUAGUAUUUCGUGGAAACAAAAAGUGCACUCGAACUAAGCUACCAAUGUUCUUCUUAACAAAAAAAAUAUCCAAUUGUCUAAGUCAAUAUU